Molecule: messenger RNA, 1755 nt
Organism: Entrophospora candida
Lineage: Eukaryota; Fungi; Glomeromycota; Glomeromycetes; Entrophosporales; Entrophosporaceae
Source: the annotation of a GenBank genome assembly
AUGACAGAAAUAAAGCCUAAAAAUAUUCAUACCAUACUUGGUGAAUUACAAAGUUUAAUAAUAGAUAUACAGGAACAAUAUGAAGUGUCUACUCGUCAAAAUACUCCAAUUCCUAAUGCAAUUCAUCCUCUUGGGCCUGUUAAUUUGGCUUCAGUGUCCAUCGAAUUUAAAGAAAAAAUUGAUUUAAUAAAGCACAUUAUUUCUAAAUUCCGAACUUCAUUAAUUUUUGAGGCUACUGCUCAACAUAAUAUUAUAGUUGGACUUGAACAAACAAUUAAAAGAUACACUGGUGAAUUACAGGAGGAAUCAAACCGUCUUAGUCCACUCACCGAAUUGCACAAAGAUAUUAAAAUAUGCAAGGAAUUGGCACUAGAUGCAUGUCAAGAUAUGGGGGCUGCAUUUAAGUUUGUUAUUCAAGAAACAGUUAAUCUUGCCAAGAAAUUUGGACUUCAAGUUUAUGAACUUGAUCGCAAAGGAGCACAUUCUACCCAAUCAAUAAGCGGAAGCAUACAUCUUUUAGACAUUCAAUUUAAUGAAAGCAUUAAUCAAAUAAACAAAGUCACUAUCACUGGCCAGAUUUUGGCAACAUUAGAAACUCUAUCGACAAACAAUGAAAACUUAGAUACUUUUCUUUGUAUGCGUCGUAUAAACAAAGAUAUUAGUUCAAAUACUGAAGGAAAUAUUUCACAAAUAUUAAUCGAAGGUCAUGGAAUUCCAUUGUUCCAUAUGGAUUAUAUAGGUCCGUCAAUAGUUUAUUGGGCACCUAAAUAUAAAGUUAUUGAAACUGAUUGGAAUUUUGUUAAAAAUGUUUUAAUAAGCGAUGAAAAUAAUGAAAUUUUCAAAUCAUUUUAUCGCAUGUGGAUUACCAUGGAAGAGUCUCAAACUAUUAAUAAAUUUUUACCUAUUGAAAGUAUUGAAAGAAAACAUUUAAUAGAGAAUAUGGAUGAUGAGUCAGAUCUGAUGAACAAUUUUGACAUUAUUUCAGAUCUGCAAUUUCCAACUCUUCCAAAUCAAUUGAAUUUCCUAGAGCCAAAAGAAAAAUUUGCAGUUGUCGCUCCUGUUAAAUAUGUUGCAUGGUUAGAACCACCAUUAUUUGUUGCUGAUAAUAUAGCCAGAGAAAUAGGGAAAUCAGUUGGGGUUAUCAAUAAAGAUUCUUUUCCGAUUGGUGUUAGUGGUGGUUUUGACAACAGGGAUACACAAAGUUUAUCACUGGAAGAGCUUUUGAGUUUUGAUGAUUCACCUUAUUUACAAGUUUACUCAUUAAAUAGUAAAUCUUGUUGCACAAGUUCCAAAAGAAUUGAUCGUUUACCUUUCACAAAUCCUGUUCAAAUUUACAGAAUAUUAAAGUUAUUGCGCCAACAACUUGUUUACAAUACAUUGUUUCAAAGUUGUUUCAAUUCCUUUACAUAUAAACCUUCUCAACCCAAACAAAAUAGAAUGGAUGUUGAUGUUGAAGGAGUUUCAUCAAGAAAAUUGGAAAUAAGGUUUAAUGUAAUAGAUCCACCAAACAAGUUUUCAAUAAGUUUCCAACCAACUAAUCUCGCAUCAUCAUCAUUUAUAUUUUUACAAAUUACCAUACAACAAGAUUCACGGUUAUUGGUUACAUCCCAAUUAACUAGUAAUGUUGGUGAGACAAUACUGGAUGACAAAAAAUUAACAAAAGUUUUAGAAAUUUGUCAAAACAUACCAAUGUUGAUUGAAUGGGUUCUCAAGGCUUUAGAUAAAAGGGUUGGAGAACAAUAUAGCCACCAAUGA